Molecule: messenger RNA, 2091 nt
Organism: Setaria italica (foxtail millet)
Lineage: Eukaryota; Viridiplantae; Streptophyta; Magnoliopsida; Poales; Poaceae
Exons: 4
Coding region: 427-1794 (455 amino acids)
Biological process (GO): regulation of peptide transport; transmembrane transport
Cellular component (GO): membrane
Molecular function (GO): transmembrane transporter activity
Source: RefSeq, a predicted model, not a curated record
CAACCGACCGGGGGCGGACGCCCACGGCCACCAGCACGGCCGCACCCCUCCGCAGCUCCGAAUCCGCGUGCGAGUGCCGGAGCGCGAGUAUCCCCGAACUCGCCGGCCACCGCCGCCGCUCCCGGCUCCUCCCCGUCAACGACAGGACCCCCAGCCUCCCCGGCGCACUGCGCCGUCCCCGUGGAAGCGCGCGUGGGGUCGUCCCUCCUUCACGCGCGCGCCCCGUCGGCCAGCGGCUAGCUAAGCCCCCCGUCGCCACGCCGGCGUUGUGCGCCCGACCGCAGGGGGGCAGUUGUUUGGCGCGUGCGUGCGCCCCCCGUCGUUGUCACGCGGAUGUCGCGGCGCGUGGCUAGCUGAGGCGACCAAGAGGGCGGGCGGGAGAAGCCUGGAUCCGGAGUGGUGGGCGAGGUGGCGGUGUCCAUAGAGAUGGGAUCCAUGGACUCCUCCCAGCAUGAUUCAACCUCUGCGCCAGGAAGUUUGGAGGGUGUUGAUGGAAGCAGAAGCAGCAUCAACAAGUGGACAAAAAUGACCAGCACAGACUCAUGGAGAUGGUGCCUUGGGUUGAUUUACAUUGUUGCUGUUGCGAGUAUAUGGAUUGCCGCUAGCUACGUUGUGCAGUCUGUUGUUGAUGGUGGUGUUUCCCCGUUCUUGAUCACCUACAUAUGCAAUUCUCUGUUUGUUGUCUACAUUCCCAUAAUCGAGGUUGCCCGGUACUUUGAGGGUUCUGUCAGCAACUUUUGGACUAAGUUGAAAUGCAAGGAUGCUGAAAGCCUGCAGCAGUCUGCUGAUCUGGAGAGUGUGAAUCUUCUCCAAAGUGGUGGACAUGAGAUCAAUGCUGCCUUGGAUCAAUCGCCAACAAGGUCGCCUGAAGGCACUUUGACUCCAGAUGCAAGGUUCCCUGCCCAGACAGAGCUUAACGUUGCAGAUUGCAGCAAAGGAUUGGAUGCAAAAGGGCGCUGGACACGUGCUCGUGUAGCCAAAGUCAGCAUGAUAGUCUGCCCUUUUUGGUUCCUUGCCCAGCUAACGUUCAACCUGUCCCUAAGAUACACCACUGUUACGUCAAACACGAUCCUGAGCAGCACGUCAAGCCUCUUCACUUUCUUGGUUGCAUUAGUAUUUCUUGGAGAAACAUUCACAUGGCUGAAGCUAGUCAGUGUGCUUCUCUGCAUGGGAGGAACAAUAAUUGUUAGCCUGGCAGAUUCAAGUAGCUCAGUUAAUGCUAUUGCCACAAAUCCUCUUCUCGGAGAUUUCCUUUCUAUUGUUUCUGCUGGUUGUUAUGCAAUAUAUAUCACCUUGAUACGGAAAAAGUUGCCUGAUGAAAAGGAAGGUGAAGGCCAAGUGAGUAUGGCUCAGUUCCUGGGAUUCCUUGGACUGUUUAAUCUGUUGUUUUUUCUUCCUGUUGCAUUGGUGUUGAAUUUUGCCAAGCUGGAGCCAUUCCACAGGCUGACAUGGGAGCAAGUUGGUCUUAUUGUUGGAAAAGGCUUGUUAGACAAUGUUUUGAGCGACUACCUGUGGGCGAAAGCGGUCCUUCUCACAACAACUACAGUCGCUACAGCUGGCCUCACAAUUCAAGUCCCAAUUGCUGCAGUUGUCGACACGCUCACUGGUCAUGCUCCGCAUCUGCUGAACUACGUCGGAGCUGCUGCUGUACUGGUUGGUUUUGCUGGGAUCAACAUCCCAGUUGGAGAGUCUCCACAGGCUGCUCAGCAAGAGCAGGAAACUCCAAUUGCUAGCAUGGUUGAUGACCCGCUUCAUUUGCCCACCAGUAGGAAUGCUACUGAUGCUAUCUCAUAGUAGCUUCCUGGCUGGUUUAUUCAUAGUUCUUAGGAUGCUGUAAUUAUCAAGCAAUGCCUAUAAUUUCCCCCCUUUGAGCCGUGACACCAGAACAGAAGAGUAGCCUACCUAGUUUGUUCGGAUUGAACCUUGAGCGAAAAGUGUUUUGCGCUUUGUAUUUAUCUGUAAUUCUUUACAUCUGUCGAAUUGGGUCUCACACGGGGACAUAAAACCCCUCUGUAAGAUCUGCUGCACAUGGUGAAGUGAUGUUAUUUGUUACGGCAAUGUCAACUGAAAAAUAAACUAUUUUGUUCUCUA